GUAGCGCCGAUCGAGAGAGCCUUACUCCGGAUGCAGCAGCGUGGAAACUCCUCCCCUUCCCGGGUAGCUAUCCCUGGCAGGCGGGUUGCGGGACUUGCUGCGUGUCCGGCCAUGGCUCUGGAGGCUCGCUGGUGCUAUCGGGGGGACCCCCAGGAAGGGCAAAGCGCCCCGCUCGUUCAGUUUACGAAUGGGAAACUGAGGAGUAGUGACAACAUGAACUUCACCUUGUACAAGAGCCAAGAUGACACUAACCCGAGAAAGAAGCACAAAAGGAUUUUGAAUGCAGAGACCGACAGGCUUUCGUAUGUAGGAAAUAAUUUUGGCCCAGGAUCCCUGAAAUGCAACAACCUUUGCCGAUACUUUGUCGGAGUGCUUGACAAGGACUCUGGAGAAAUGGAAGUCUACAAUGCAGAGUCAUUCCACAUGCAGCCGUUGGUUUCAGCAGAUGCACCAGAUGAAGUCCUGUCAGAAUAUUUGAACAAAACCUACAGAGAGAAGGUGGAUUUGUGCGUCGAGGCUUUCGGGACCAGCAAGCAGAGGAGAGCUCUGAGCUCACGAAGGAUGAAUGAAGUCCGGAAGGAGGUGCUGAACCACGCUGUGACUAAUGCUGCCGGAGACAUUAUCGAGACCAAGGGCGUGGCCGCCGUCAUCAGUGAUGCUACCGAAGAUGACAAAGGGGACAUCUCCUUGAUCCUUCCUCCAUGCCAUCAAGAUGCAGAACGGGUAGAAGAUGUCUACAAGCUUGAUGACCUUAUUUCGCCUGCCGAAUUCAAGGCUCUAAAAGGUCCAGCUGCAGCUUUUGUGAACAUAACCUCGGAAGAGAUCCUGAAGCUGACGGCAGAGAAGAGUUACUGUUCCUUCGUGUUGGAUGAACUGAGGUGCCUGCCCACGGAUAAGAAGGCGCGUGAUCACAAGGCCCGGUGCCUCUGGUUUCUCGACUGCCUCGUCAAGCUGAGCUUCCAAAGAUCAGUUAAGAAGAAACAGACAAUGGGGCCUGACUGCCCAGAUAUCAUCAGCAGCAAUCUUGUGAAAAACUUCACUGCACUCUCCUACAGCAACGGAAGGAUUCAAAAUCUAGUUUCUGCAUCCAUGAAAGCGAAGAUAACUGCGUAUGCCAUAGCCCUGGCCUUGCAUAUCAACGGCUUCCAAACAGACCUGACAGUCUUGCAAAGGGACCUGAAAUUGCGGGAGAGCAGAAUUCUUGACAUUGCCAAGACCAUGAGGCUAAAGAUCUCCAAGAGCAAAAGCCUGUCUGGAUGUGAGGACCACAAACUGGGCACGGUCUGCCUGCCCUUACCUGUCUACAAAAUGCCAGUGGGCCGGAGGAAACGCAAGAAGAAUUAAAUAUCCAUGGAGGCUUCAUGAGAAUUGAUGGCCUUCAUUGUACGGAGUGGGAGAUGCUAGAAGAAUGGGUUGAUCUCCUGAUUUUAUGCCUCUACCUCAGAAGCCACUGAUUUUGUACCUCUGCUGCUUGUUUUUCAUGGUUUAUGCAGGCUAUUGCCAACCGUGGGAAAAGGACUAGGUGGAUGUUUGCUCUUGGGGAAGGAGCAGACUGCUCAUGGGGCAGAUUAACAGCAGGGAACCAGCAUACAAAUUCCUCACGUUACCAUGUUUAACUGCUGGUGGGGGCAGCUAGGGGGUUUGCGCAAAUGUUUGUUUUUGUUAUCUGUAAAAUAGAUUUGAAAGAUUAUUUCCCUCCUCAA
Messenger RNA from Heteronotia binoei (common prickly gecko), 1703 nucleotides. It is a transcript of the gene POLR1E, whose product is annotated as RNA polymerase I subunit E. Gene Ontology annotation, cellular component: RNA polymerase I complex. NCBI's taxonomy places the organism in Eukaryota, Metazoa, Chordata, Lepidosauria, Squamata, Gekkonidae. Gene Ontology annotation, biological process: RNA polymerase I preinitiation complex assembly; transcription elongation by RNA polymerase I; nucleolar large rRNA transcription by RNA polymerase I. Bases 31 to 1344 code for a protein of 437 amino acids. The transcript is spliced from 12 exons. The record is from RefSeq and is a predicted model, not a curated record. Gene Ontology annotation, molecular function: DNA binding.